Messenger RNA from Centruroides sculpturatus (bark scorpion), 914 nucleotides. RefSeq lists its product as uncharacterized. The transcript is spliced from 3 exons. The record is from RefSeq and is a predicted model, not a curated record. NCBI's taxonomy places the organism in Eukaryota, Metazoa, Arthropoda, Arachnida, Scorpiones, Buthidae. Gene Ontology annotation, biological process: proteolysis. Bases 190 to 417 code for a protein of 75 amino acids. Gene Ontology annotation, molecular function: metalloendopeptidase activity.
AUGACAAUAAUCGACAUUAUAUCUCGAUUUAGUAAAUACAUCUAAUAAUUACGCUGUAUUUAUAACAAUGAAGAAUUUUAUUAAAUAACAUUUAGACAUAUUUUUAUAUAAUAAAAUAAACUUUUUAUUAUUAAUGUAAGGAUUUUAUAAGGUAAAGAAGAAAAUCCUUAAUUUAUAAGCUACACGAUUAUGAUUUUCUAUAUAAUCACUUUAUGUUUAUUCCUUUCCUAUCAAAAAACUGUUUUAGCAAAUAAUGAAACCGUCAAUUAUGCUUUGUAUAAGAGUUCUAUGGAAAAUGUGGAUUUAUUCGAAGGCGAUAUUAGAUUGGAUACGUCAUUUGGAGAGGACCUAUUGUUUUUGGAGGUUCGAGCGAAAAGCCAUGCCGGAAUGUCUUCCAAUGAUCUUCGUUCCUUCUAAUUUUUUUAACAGAAUCGCAAAAGACGUGUCUAAUUCCCUGGAUAGGGUCUAUCCAUUAAGUUCUCUUGUUCACUUGUGUGUUACAUAUCAGAAUUGGACGUUCAUUAUCAAGGGCUUUCUUGGAAAUCUUUUACGGUAAACCUGGAAUCCAGACCUUGUGAAAGAUCAAGAAUUAGGCGACUGAGAAUGUGGCAUCCUGAUCAUAUGUGAUUACCAGUGUAAUUAAGAUCUCUCAAAUAGAAGAAAACAAUGUCUCAAUACAGUAUUUAAUAUUCUUAUGCGUAUUUUGUUUUUUGGAUUUUCUGCUCCUUCCUUCUUGCGAACACAAAAGAGGCCUUAACUAGUGCUCAUUGUGGAUUCGCCCACGUCCCUCAUUGUGGACCUGGGCAAACUCACAAUGGGCACAACAAUUUUCGUCGUACAGUUAGUGUUUCUAUUCAAAAUGGUGAUGCUUUUCGUCGUAUCUGUAUUCGAACUGACGCAUGGAUAACGGAUAC